AUGGACGCCCCUAAGCCAGGCGCAGGCGAUAUGCAUGAUCAAGCGCCCGAAGUCUCCCUCCGAGGGCAUCAAGAUGAUGGACCUAUACUCGCUACAGCAUAUACGACGAACAGCUUCGACCACAACCCCUCAUAUCAGCAACAGCAAGACAAACCACACACGGGCUUCACGCCGAUCCAGCAACACCAUUUUCUACCGCAAUAUGCCCAAUCUAUGCAGCAUCCAACGCCUCCAUCAUUACCAGCGUCAGCGGAGCGACAACAACAACAGCAAGAGCAAGUGGAUCCUCCAACUCCUCCACAAGCGAAAAGAAAAGGCAAAUGGAUAUGGCCCCUAGCUCUCGUCGUCGCCAUACUCGCAGCUCUCGCAGCAGGCAUCGGUAUAGGCUACGCUGUCGGCGAUAACAAGUCCACAUCUUCCCACCAGGCAAAUAGCACAGACGGCAGCAGCUCCUCCUCCUCCCCCAUCACCACCGGCAACACCGGCAUCACAGCCUACACCUGUUCCCCCUCAACCACCUACGCCUCGCCCUUCGGCACGUCUUUCGCGCAAGAAUGCAACGUAUCCUACAAAACCAACCAAACCGCCUACGACAAUUCCUCCAUCAUCGUCAAAAAUUUCGCCGGUCUAACCGUCUACAAUUUCGAAACGUGCAUGGACGAAUGCGCCAAAAGAAAUUUACAAUUGCGAAUUGGAAAUAUGUUGGGCGAGGAAUGUGUUGCUGUGAGUUUUUAUGCCAAUUUGACGUAUAGUAUUCCUGCGUGGGCGGGGAAUUGUUUUUUGAAAAAUGCAAAGGGGAUUGGGAGGAAUUGGGAUACGAAUAGUAAUGCGAGUUUGACGGCGAGUGGGUAUGUGGUUAGUUUGAGUUGA
Sphaerulina musiva SO2202 is the source of this 870-nucleotide messenger RNA. RefSeq lists its product as uncharacterized. Bases 1 to 870 code for a protein of 289 amino acids. The transcript is spliced from 2 exons. Lineage: Eukaryota; Fungi; Ascomycota; Dothideomycetes; Mycosphaerellales; Mycosphaerellaceae. The record is from RefSeq and is a predicted model, not a curated record.